Molecule: messenger RNA, 4062 nt
Organism: Orbilia oligospora ATCC 24927
Lineage: Eukaryota; Fungi; Ascomycota; Orbiliomycetes; Orbiliales; Orbiliaceae
Exons: 9
Coding region: 1-4062 (1353 amino acids)
Cellular component (GO): intracellular anatomical structure
Molecular function (GO): ATP binding; protein binding; RNA binding
Source: RefSeq, a predicted model, not a curated record
AUGCCGCCCAAAAAGCCUGCAAAGGCUGCCCCAGAGAAAUCCAAAGCUGAACCUGCUGUCGCCAGCUCCAGCAAAGGGAAGGGCAAAACACAAUCCACCACUAGCAGCGCUAAAGGCAAAGGCGCUGCUGCCGCCGCCGUCGAACCCCAGGAACCUCCAAGACCGAGCUUGAACGAGAUAAUUGGCGGGAAAGGCUGGACCGGAAAGCUCCCUGUGACCAUCUUUUAUGAAUUGACGGUCAAGAAUCAUUGGGAUAAGCCGGAGUACACUAAUAGACAAUUCAAAGAAGGUCACCAGUCUUCCGUCAUAAUCCGUUACAAGAACCCCAAAACCCACGAGACGGAAACAAUCCGUUUCGAUCCUCCUUCAACCCUCAAGACCGUCCCUACAUUCCAUCCAACAGCACUCGAAGCUCGACAUUUCGCGGCUACAUAUGCGUUACACAGGGUUUACUCCGGUCGAAACCUUCAAUAUGCGCUCCCACCGACUCACAGGCCUUACUGGCAGGCAUUCGAAACGGUUAAGAAGGAAGAUGUUAAACAAGGACUAGAAUCGAAGUACAGCGAAGACCCUUUUCUGGUACAGCGUGAAAGGAUAGCUGCAGAUGCUGAGAAAGCUGCAGCGAGGGAAAAGGCUGCUUUGGUGGGAACCGUUGCGACUACCGGUGCACAUGCAAUAUCCUCCAAGCAGGUACCCAGGGGCUGGGCUGGCUCGGUCCUUGUCAACAUGGGAAAGGGCUCGAGAGGCCUUCUCGAGAAGUUCAUUCGAUUGAACAAAGACUGGAAAUAUGACAAUACUCUCGACAAUACGACAAGAUAUUCGAUUGUUAGUCAAUUGACUACCGCUGGGUUCAGAAUCAGCCAUGCAGAGGAAGCGUGCGAGUGGGCUACAAAUCUGGAGGACGCAUUAGAAUGGUUGCUUAUUCAUGUUCCCGAGGACGAUAUGCCAGCAAAGUAUCUGCCAGAUAAUUAUACGGUUGGAGCAGUGGCUUUUGUUACAGAUUCUUUGGCGAGAGAGUACGCUGCCAAAAGGCUUUCGACGGCGGGGUACCCCAUUGAAGCCGCGCGUGAAGCACUUGCGGCAUGUAGCGAUAAUGAAACCCGUGCUGCAGAGAUUCUCAUGCAAACGCUAGUCUACGGCGAGCCCAAGCGACGAGCAUUCAACAACGAGGACGAUCUCAUAAUCUUCGACGAUGAACCGGAAUUUUCAGAUGAACAUUGGAAAGAAGAACAAGACUCCCUCGAAGCUAUCUACGGCGAAAAAUUCACCCGAGUCUCCGAAGACACUUGUCACAUCAAGUUGGAAGUUAACAGCAAAAAGCUUCCGACGAAGCUGUUUCUGGAAGUCAGGAAGCCAUGUUCAGGCUCUUAUCCCGAUGAGAUUCCGAUAUGGGCUGUAACCAGCGAGCCACUAUUACCUUCACAUGUGCGGUUGAGCUUGAUUAGACGGAUUGCUGAUUAUGCAGAGCCUUUAAAGGGCGAAGCUAUGAUAUUUGCAGUUGUCGAUUGGCUAGAAACUUCAAUUGAAGAGAUGGUAGAUCGACCUGGCAAGCUGAAAGAAGUAUCUAGCGUGGUUGCUGGCGCAGCUGCUAUCAGGAGUGCACAUAAACAUAUAGCACAGAAGAAGAAAAAUCCGAAGCAUAGAUCCAACCCGAUUGAUUGGACCCCGGGCCUUCCUGAGGCUUUGCAAAUGUUAAAACUUGCAGAAGAGAGAAUGGAUUCUAUGGAAGGAAGAAAGAUGAUGGCUAUUAGAAGAUCACUACCAGCUUGGAACCUUAGAGCACAUAUUACUGAGUGCAUUGAUAGUAACUCAGUUACCGUCAUUUCUGGUGAAACCGGUUCUGGAAAAUCAACACAGUGUGUCCAAUUUGUCUUGGACGAUUUGAUCCGCCGGAACCUUGGGACUGCGGCAAAGAUUCUUUGCACGCAACCCAGACGUAUUUCGGCCAUUGGUUUGGCUGAGAGAGUUGCUGCGGAGAGAUGCGUCGCAGUGGGAACGGAGGUUGGAUACGCGAUUAGAGGAGAGUCAAAACUAGGACCUAAUACCAGUAUCACUUUUAUGACAACCGGUGUCCUCUUGCGACGUUUGCACGAUGGUGAUGGGCUAUCGGAUGUUUCUCAUGUCGUAAUUGACGAAGUUCACGAACGAUCCCUGGAUAGUGACUUCUUGUUGGUUCUAAUGAAGAGGUUGUUAGAGAAACGGAAGGAUUUGAAGUUGGUUUUGAUGAGUGCGACCUUAAAUGCAAAGGUCUUUGCUGACUACUUUGGCAACGUCCAAAUCGUCAAUAUUGAAGGGCGGACAUUCCCCGUUAACGAUUUCUAUCUCGACGAUGUCCUUCGGUUUACGAACUUCAACGCCUUGGCUCGCGGAGAAAAGUUAAGACCAGUGGAUGCCGAUACAGCGGAUGUGGAUCCUGCCAUUGGCAUGCAAAUGAGAGCCCUUGGACAAGGUGUCAACUAUGAAUUAAUCGCCGCCACCGUCCAAACGAUUGAUGAAGAACUUGGCGAUAAAGACGGUUCUAUUUUAAUUUUCCUCUCGGGUACCUUGGAAAUUCAUCGGGCGAUAAAGGCCAUUAACGAUAUUCCGGAAUCAUACCGAUACCUCGCAUACCCGCUCCACGCUUCACUCAUUCCCGCCGAACAACGAAAGGUCUUUCUACGUGCACCAAAGGGACAAAGGAAAAUUAUUUGUGCGACAAACGUCGCCGAGACUUCAAUCACUAUUGAGGAUGUUGUGGCGGUAAUUGAUACCGGCCGUGUGAAAGAGACCUUAUUCGAUCCCGAAACCCGCAUGAUACGGCUCGCGGAGACAUGGGCAUCGAGGGCGUCUUGCAAGCAGCGUAGGGGUAGAGCUGGUAGAGUUAGGGAGGGUAACUGUUAUAAAUUGUACACGAGAAACGCAGAGAUGGAAAAGAUGAAGGAAGCUACAACACCAGAGAUUUUGAGAGUGCCUUUGGAGAAUAUAUGUCUUACGAUUAAAGCUAUGGGAGUUAAAGAUGUUGGAACAUUCUUGAGAUCAGCGUUGACACCACCGGAUACCCGUACUGUGGAUGCGGCGCUAACGACGUUGACUCGAAUGGGAGCUCUCAGAGAUGAUGAUUUGACAGGUCUUGGAAAACAUCUGAGUACGAUCCCGGCGGAUGUGAGGAGUGCGAAAUUGAUGAUAUACGGAUCCAUAUUCGGCUGUGUAGAUGCAGCUUUGACGAUUGCAUCUAUAUUGGCGGUCAAGUCACCAUUUGUUGUUCCUCGAGACAAGCGGGACGAAUCGAGAGAAGCCCGCUCUUCCUUCGGCGCAGGUGGUGGAGAUUUAUUCGCCGACUACCAGGCUUUCGAAGAAUGGUCGAAUAUCUCGCCAACCCUCUCACACUCCGAGCUUCGCAACUGGUGUGACCAGAACAUGCUAUCCCUCCCCACACUCAACGACAUCCGAUCCAAUAAAUCACAAUACAUCUCUUCCCUCCAAGAAAUCGGUUUCCUCCCAUUAUCCUACCACAAAGACGCCGGUUCCACCCGUUCUCUAAACUCACAAAAUGGGAACGACGCACUAGUCCGCGCCAUCGUCGCCUCUUCGUUCAGUCCACAAAUCGCACGAGUCCAACUACCGGAGAAGAAAUACGCCGCAACAAUGAGCGGAGCCAAAGAGUUAGAUCCGGAAGCCAGGACCAUCAAAUACUUCACAGAGGACGAAAGAGCAUUCUUACACCCUUCGAGUACAUUAUUCGACGCCCAGGGUUUCAAGGGAAACGCAGCGUUCAUGGCCUACGCGAGUAAAGUUUCUACGUCGAAGAUUUUCCUGAGAGAUGUUACACCUGUCAGUGCUUAUGGUAUCUUAUUGUUGGGUGGGAAUGUGGAGUUGGAUAUGAGCGGGAGAGGGGUGAAGGUCGAUGGGUGGGUUAGGGUGAAAUGUUGGUUGAGGAUCGGGGUUUUGGUGAAGUGUUUGAGGGUUUUGUUGGAUAGAGAGUUGCAGAGGAAAGUGGAGAAUCCGGGGUUGGAGGUUGCGGGGAGUGAAGCUGUGGCGUUGGUUAGGAGGUUGAUUGAAUUCGAUGGGAUGGAUCCGGCGUAG